Molecule: messenger RNA, 271 nt
Organism: Wallemia mellicola CBS 633.66
Lineage: Eukaryota; Fungi; Basidiomycota; Wallemiomycetes; Wallemiales; Wallemiaceae
Product: ubiquitin family protein
Exons: 5
Coding region: 1-240 (79 amino acids)
Biological process (GO): regulation of proteolysis; modification-dependent protein catabolic process; protein neddylation
Cellular component (GO): cytoplasm; nucleus
Molecular function (GO): protein tag activity; ubiquitin protein ligase binding
Source: RefSeq, a predicted model, not a curated record
AUGUUGAUUAAGGUUAAAACGCUCACAGUUGACGUAGCUCAGAUCGCACUGGACGUAGAUACAGAGGACAAAGUCUAUAGAAUAAAGGAAAGCGUCGAGGAGAAGGAAGGUAUCCCGCCAGCCCAACAGAGACUUAUUUUCUCAGGCAAACAGAUGGCAGAUGAAAAGACAGUCAAAGAAGUAAACAUCGAGCCAGGCGCAACCAUCCAUUUAGUUUUGGCACUGCGCGGUGGUAAAUAAAUUCAUUAAUACGUCAUUUAUUCUCUCAUUG